CACAAACACACUGACACACACACAUUUAAAGUGGCCAUGAAGGAGGGAGCUGUCUGUUUGAAGCUUGCUACAGUUGCGAACUGAUGUCUUGGAUUAUGCCGAACAGCAACUCCCCCACAUAUCAACUCUGACCUCAAGGAUUUGCAGGGAAUCAGUGAGCAAGGGAGAGAGGGAAAGACAGAAAGAAGCAAAAGGAGGUGGGUUAAAGGACUUCAUGUUCCAGUCAGGCAGUGUGGGAUUUUCUAGUCGAGAGACAGUACUGGUAAAGCCACUGACGAGUCAGCUCCGAGCAACUCUGUUAGAGUCUAUACUUUUUUGCAUUUGUACUCUUCCAAAGGCUAUGUGAAGUGCUGAAGAAAAAAGAAAUCUUCUGCCUACACAGAGAAUCCAGCUGCACACACAGAAGUCAGACCAGUGCAAUAAGCAACGCACUGUAGAAGGAAAAGGAGAAGAUAAAAGUAGAAAGGGAAAAAAGGGAGAAAAGGGAGAAAAUCAAGCAAGGAGCAAGAUCUAAGAGUCAAGCUGCAGCCAGCCGGAGCCAGUGGAAUGGACCAAGGUGCCAGUUGGAUUAAUCCCAGCGUACCCGCAGUGCUGUCUGAGGAAGAGGGCUGAGGGUCUGCUGCAUCAACAACCAAGUCCUGAAUGAGGAUGAAUGGAGAUGUUCUUUAGCCAAGCCUCAAGAUAAAACUCUUGCCGAUUCCACCUCCGUGUGAGCUGGGACAACACUCGCUAACAGCUGGAGGAGGAGGCGGUGGUGGUGACGGAGGAGGUGGAGAGGAGCCAGGGGGCCCAGAGCACUGCUGGUGCUGCUGCCCCAGAGGAGAGGCAAGGGAGCGGGCAGGACACCGCGGAGGAUCAAGGGUCGGUGGGGGAACACGAGGGAGGGGGAGAGGUGGCGGGCGUCCGGCGCCGCAUGGCCGUGCAGAGGCUAGUGGCGGCAGCGGUGGCAGUAGCCCUGCUGUCACUGGUCCUAAACAAUGUUGCAGCCUUCACCCCCAGCUGGGUCCUGCAGGCCCUGGAGGACGGACGCAAAAGGAGUGUGGGACUAUGGAGGAUGUGUCCCACGGGUGGGGAACGGGGCCGCGAAUAUCUGCAGGCUGGGAGAAGGGGACAGGGGACACAGAGGCAGUGCGAAGGCCUGGGAUGGGGCUCUGAUUAUGCAGGUUACCAAGAAUCCCGCAGCACUGUCAGAUUGCAGUUUGACAUGAUGCGGGCAUGUAACCUGAUGGCUACGGUGGCCUUGACUGCCGGUCAGCUAAUCUUCCUUCUUGGCCUGAUGGAGCUGCCCUUCAUCUCACAGGAAUCCCAGUGGUGGGAGGAGGCCAUUGCUGCACUCUUCCAGCUAGCCAGUUUUGUGCUGGUGAUUGGACUUGUGACCUUCUACAGGAUCGGGCCCUACACACACCUGUCCUACUCCUGCUACUUGGAUAUUGCUGCUUGCCUGCUGGCCACGAUGGCUGCAGCCAUGCUCAUCUGGAACAUUUUACAUCGCCGCGAUGACUGCCUUGCACCUCGAGUUAUAAUCAUCAGUCGCUCACUGGCAUCACCUUUCCAUCCACGCCUGGACAACGACUACGUGGAGUCACCUUGUUGAGCCACUACAAAGACUGUGCUCUAAACUUUUUCAUGUUUUACUCCAGCUAGGAGCCUCCAGUGGGACUCUCAAGAAAGAAGGGCAUUCCUGUGGCUCUAAAAGCUGGACUAACAUGUACUGCAAUUGUAAAACUAUUUUUCUCCAAACAUAAACAAUGAUAUCAGAAUUAUAAUGCUGCUCAGGGCACAAAGUCAAAUUGAUGUAUUAAGUCAACCCUAAGCUUCCAAACAUAUUCAAAAAUGUAUGAUGAUUCAUUUAUUCAUGCUAGAGUGAGCUCAUUUGUGGCGAAAUAUGAAUUUUGGACGAGGGAUGUCUUAAAUCAAACAACCUGCUCAUGAAAAGAUCAAGCUGGAACUUGACCUAUUUUAUUAUAUGUGCACUUAUUAAAUGGCCUCCUGUAUAAUUAUAAAUUGGAAAUUAUGAAAGAUGUUGAAAAUGUAUUACCGGAAUACCUCAUAUUUGUUUUCAUCCUUUUAAAGCUUAUUAUAGAUUUAAUACAUAUGAAUAUUAAUGAUAUAUGUUGCAAGUAAGUAGGUAAACUAACAAGGUAAAAGCAGAAGAGUCUGUCAAACAUUUUUGAUUUGGCUUACCCAAAUCAGUGACAAUAUUUAAUUUUAAAACAGACAAUGUGGUGAGGUAAUAUUCUUACUCUCUCUGAAUGUGUCACAUUCAAAUUUUUACGUUUGAAGAAUGGAAGAUAUAAAAAUACAAACUAACUCCCAAUGAAUCUAUUGAAGUGAUUUUUUUAAGCAGUAUUUGUUAAAUUGAUGGUAACCAAUGUUUUGGCAAAGUGCACUGCAUUUUGAAAUGACAUGCAGAUAUCAAAGCGCAUUUUGAAAUGAUGCCUUCCAUACAAAACUCUGCUCGCUUGUGGUACAUACUGUAUACUAAAAUUAAUAUAAUAUGUUGGUAUAAGGAAUAGUGCUAUCAUUAGUAGUAGUAUUAUUGUGACCAUAUCAUACUUCUGCAAAGAGCUCCAGGCUAUCAGCGGGUCUUCCAUAUCGCCAUACAUAGGGGCACAUUAAAAUAGUAAUAUAUCAUUUAAAUUCAAUAAAUUUAUUGGUAAAUAUUCAAACACAUUGGUUGUUGUUGUUUCUGCUGUUUGGUGUCCAACACCACACCUGACAAAUGGACAACACAGAACUUAAUUAAUUUGAAAAUUUGUAAUGACAGAUAUUUAAUACUUAUUUGUAUAAAUUUAACCUUAAGCAACAUAAUUGUAUCUGUGAUAUUCUUAACUCAAGGUUCACUUACUAACUUUCUUUCUGGAGCGUUUGACCAUAUAUUACAGACUUAUUCAGCGACUAGAAUUUGCUCAGGUGUUAUUAUGUGACCUAAGUACAGUACUAUGUACAGAACUUAUGUCACAUGAUAACAAGUGGAUUACAUAUAUUCCCCCGAAGAGGGCUGUGAGAUAUGACUGAAAGCUCAAGAAAAUAGUAGUGAGUGAGCAAGGUAAAAAAUGAACCUCCCUCAAGAUUUGUUAAGAGAUCAUAUGACCAUAAAUCACAUCAUCUAUAGCACAGUAAAGUAUAAGAAAAAGUGCUGCACAUACUGUAUAUUGCUUUAGGUUUUGUGUUUUACCGCUAGAACACUAGAAUAAUCAUCAGUAAUCAUCUGGGAUUAGACUGGUAAAAUAAAAUAAAAUUCCAUUACCAAAAAUGAAAAACUGACCCAAACCUGUCGGGUUAAGGAUGACAGAAACACUCCUAUCCUCUGUGAAGAUAAAUAUAGUUAUCUACUUUUUGUACAAUUCAAAUUCUAGUGUUUGCUUCAGGGAACGGGAAUAACUUCUUAGAAGAAUGACAGACUAACAGUGGUGAAGAACCGUAAUGGGUUCAUGCAGUGAGUUACAUUUCCUAUGACAAAUGGCAUAAACUGAGAGCAUGAGGGUCACAUGUUCCUCAGUUAAUUAUGAUCCAUCGGUCUCUGCUUCACUCCUGAAUACUUCCUUGGGUGUUUUUGUUCCUGAUGGAAAGGGGGUGUUUUGCUUUCAAAUGGCAAAUACAGUGUCAAAUAGACAGUUCGAGAAGGCUUGCAUUCAUGUAGCAGAUAACCCUGUAGCAUGUCACCUAAAGUCAAGGACAACAUGAAUGAGAGGAAGUAGCACAGUCUGGACUGAAUAAAGACAUUCCAACCUAUCUGACAUGUUGUUUUGGGAGGCAGAGGGACUUUCAUGCUGAGAUGAUGUGUUUUGAAUUAAGUGACUUAUUACUUAGAUCAUUUUCCUACUUGAUUCAAAACAUCUAUGGAUGAGGCUCCAUGUAUUCGAUGAAAUAAACUUGACUCCUGGAUGGCGAGCCGGUCUCUGACUCAA
Anoplopoma fimbria (sablefish) is the source of this 3911-nucleotide messenger RNA. It is a transcript of the gene tmem204, whose product is annotated as transmembrane protein 204. The transcript has 3 exons. Lineage: Eukaryota; Metazoa; Chordata; Actinopteri; Perciformes; Anoplopomatidae. The coding region runs from base 914 to 1594 and encodes 226 amino acids. The record is from RefSeq and is a predicted model, not a curated record.